AUGGCUGGUCUGCGCCCUUGGCGCUCCGCCGGAAUCCACCGUCGCCGCCGGAAGCUCCCUGUGCUUCGACUAAAGGUGUCCGGGCGCAGCCGGAAGCGGAGCCGAGCGCGGCGGUCCCCGACUUGGGAGAUCUCGGGCUUGGACACCGAGGAGGCCGGCGGAGCAGGGGCGGCGGGGGCGCGGGCCUCGGCGGAGGGGCGCGGAGCGGCGGCCGAGGCGCUGAGGCCCGAACAGGCUCUACGGCGCCUCGCGAUGCGUGAGGACCCAGCCUUCCUGGAAGAUGCUGGUGCCGACGUCCUGAUGGAGGCCUUGUGGGCCCUGGGCUGCGAGCUCCGCAUCGAGCCCCAGCGCCCGGCCCGGAGCCUGCAGUGGAGCAGAGCGAGGCCCGGCCCCUGCCCCCGCGGUGUGCCUCCUGAGGUGUGGGCUUCGGAUGAGGAGGAGCUGCUGCUGCUGCUGGAGCCAGAGGAGUUCCUGCAAGGUGUUGGCCAGCUGACCCAGGUGCUGAGCCCAAUCUGCUCGGUGCCCUGGACUUCUCCCAAGAGCCCUGCUCUCCUGCACCUGGCCGUCAUCAGGCUGGAUGCCUACCUGUGGUCUCACUCGCUCAUUGCCCGAGGGAUGCAGAAACCAGAAAAUCCAGAGGUGGCCCAUGCGGUCGGCUGGCCUGAGGUGGAGGAGGAGAGGGCUGGAGCUCUGGUACUUUUGCAGCUCUGGGCAGACCUGGAUGUGCUGCUGGUGGACUCCUGGCAGGAGCUGAGUCAGCACGUGUGUGCCUUCACCAAAGCUUUCGCCCAGCGCCCUUUCAGGCAAUACCAGGAAUCCCAGGCCUUUUCCUUCUGCACCGCAGGGCACUGGGCAGGAGGCGAGCCAGUGGCCAGAGAUGGCACAGGGCUGCGGGGGGCCUGACAGAGACAGAUCAGGCAGUUCAGUCGGGUCAGCGUAGCUGUGGCAGAUGCCAUUGUCACCGCCUUCCCUUUCCCCCAUCUUCUGCAGCAGGCUUUCGCGGCCUGCAGCACGGAGCAGAAGCGCCUGGGCCUCCUGGCUGACCUCCCUGUGAAGGCUGGUGAGGGCAUGCGGCCCCGCAGGGUGGGACCUGACCUCUCCCACCGCAUCUGCCUCUUCCUGACCACUACCAACCCUGACCUUCUGCUGGACCUGGGCUCCUGACUACACCUGCCUU
This is a messenger RNA of Galeopterus variegatus (Sunda flying lemur), 1177 nucleotides long. RefSeq names its product essential meiotic structure-specific endonuclease subunit 2 (gene EME2). Gene Ontology annotation, molecular function: DNA binding; nuclease activity. Gene Ontology annotation, biological process: double-strand break repair; mitotic intra-S DNA damage checkpoint signaling; resolution of meiotic recombination intermediates. Gene Ontology annotation, cellular component: Holliday junction resolvase complex; nucleus. NCBI's taxonomy places the organism in Eukaryota, Metazoa, Chordata, Mammalia, Dermoptera, Cynocephalidae. The record is from RefSeq and is a predicted model, not a curated record.